AUGUGUGUUUGUGAUCAGAACGGUAAAGUUACAUCUACCUGUCAACUGGGAAAUGCUUCAUCUUCUUGUUCUUCUCUUUUUCUUUUUCUUCUUCGUCUUAUCUUCUUCUUAUCUUUUUCUUAUCUUCUUCUUUCUUCUUCUUCUUCUUCUUCUUCUUCUUCUUCUUCUUCUUACCUUCUUCUUUUUCUUACCUUCUUCUUCUUACCUUCUUCUUCUUAUGCUCUUCUUAUCUUCUUCUUUUCUUCUUCUUCUUCUCCUUCUAUUCUUCUUCUUCUUAUCUUUUUCUUCUUCUCUUCCUUCUUAUCUUCUUCUUCUUAUCCUCUUCUUAUCUUCUUCUUCUUCUUCUUCUUCUUCUUCUUCUUCUUCUAUUCUUCUUCUUCUUAUCUUUUUCUUCUUCUCUUCCUUCUUAUCUUCUUCUUCUUAUCCUCUUCUUAUCUUCUUCUUUUCUUCUUCUUCUUCUCCUUCUAUUAUUCUACUUCUUAUCUUUUUCUUCUUCUCUUCCUUCUUAUCUUUUUCUUCUUAUCUUCUUAUUUUCUUCUUCUUCUUCUCCUUCUUAUAUUUGUCUUAUGUUCUUCUUAUCUUCUUGAUACCUUCUUCUUCUUACCUUCUUCUUAUCUUCUUCUUCUCCUUCUUAUCUUCUUCUUAUCUUCUUCUUCUUCGUCUUAUCUUCUUCUUAUCUUCUUCUUAUCUUCUUCUUUCUUCUUCUUCUGCUUACCUUCUUCUUCUUAUCUUCUUUUUAUUACCUUCUUCUUCUUAUCCUCUUCUUAUUUUCUUCUUUUCUUCUUCUUCUUCUUCUUUUCUUCUUCUUCUUCUUCUUCUUCUUCUUCUAUUCUUCUACUUCUUAUCUUUUUCUUCUUCUCCUCCUUCUUAUCUUUUUCUUCUUAUCUUCUUAUUUUCUUCUUCUUCUUCUCCUUCUUAUCUUCGUCUUAUGUUCUUCUUAUCUUCUUCUUCAUACCUUCUUCUUCUUACCUUCUUCUUAUCUUCAUCUUCUUCUUACCUUCUUCUUCUUCUUAUCUCCUUCUUCUUCUUUUUUUCUUAUUCUCCUGCUUCUUAUCUUCUACUUCUUCUCCUUACCUUCUUUUUCAUAUCUUCUUCUUCUUAUCAUUUUCUUUUCUUAUCUUCUUUUUCUUACAUUCUUCUUCUUAUCUCCUUCUUCUUAUCUUCUACUUCUUAUCGUCUUCUUCUUCUUUUUUUCUUAUUCCACUGCUUCUUAUCUUCUUCUACUUCUUCUUCUUACCUUCUUCUUUUAAUCUUCUUAUUAUUUUUUCUUUUCUUAUCUUCUUCUUCUUACCUUCUUCUUACCUUCUUCUUAUCUUCUUCUUCUUAUAUUCUUCUUCUUAUCUUUUCCUUCUUCUCCUCCCUCUUAUCUUCUUCUUAUCUUAUUCUUCUUCUUCUUAUCUUCUUCAUCCUCUUAUCUUCUUCGUCCUCGUCUUAUCUUCUUCUUAUUCUUACCUUCUUCUUAUCUCCAUCUUCUUAUCUUCUACUUCUUCUUACGUUCUUCUUCUUCUUCUUUUUCUUUUUCUUCUUAUUAUUAUCUUCUUCUCAUCUUCUUCUUAUCUUCUUCUUCUUACCUUCUUCUUACCUUCUUCUUCUUCUUAUCUUCUUCUUAUCUUCUUUUUCUUUUUCUUCUUCUUAUUAUUUUAUUAUUAUUAUCUCCUUCUUCUUAUCUUCUUCUUCUUCUUAUCUUCUUCUUCUUCUUCUUAUCUUCCUCUUCCUAUCUUCUUCUUAUUUUUUCAUUUCUGCAACAUUCAUUCUUUUCUUUUCUUUUUUUUUCUUUUUACAUAUCUACUUACCUCUUUUUCUUUUCCUCGUUUUCUUUUAAAAUGGAAUGAUUUUCUUGAAUCUUUUGUUUAUUUUCUUAAUUAUUCUUUAUUUUUGUUUAUUUUCCUACCUUUCUUCAUUCCUUCCUUCUUUCUUCCUUCCUUCCGCUCGUCCUUCUUUUCUUCUGUUCGUCCUUCCUUCCUUCCGUUGGUUUUUCCUUCCUUCCUUCCUUCCUUCCUUCCUUCCUUCCUUCCUUUCGUAUUUCCUUCCUUCCUUCCAUCCUUCCUUCCUUUCUUUCUUUCUUCCUUCCUUCCUUCAUUCCUUCCUUCCGUUCGUCUUUCCUUCCCUCCUUCCUUCUUUCCUUCCUUCCGUUCGUCUUUCCGUCCUUCCUUCCUUCCUUCCGUUCGUUUUUCCGUCCUUCCUUCCUUCCUUCAUUCCUUCCUUCCUUCCUUCCUUCCUUCCUUCCUUCCUUCCUUCCUUCCUGCCUUCCUUCCUUCCUUCCGUUCGUUUUUCCGUCCUUUCUUCUUUCCUUCCUUCCUUCCUUCCUUCAUUCCUUCCUUCCGUUCGUCUUUCCUUCCCUCCUUCCUUCUUUCCUUCCUUCCGUUCGUCUUUCCUUCCUUCCUUCCGUUCGUUUUUCCUUCCUUCCUUCCUUCCUUCCUUCCUUCCUUCCUUCCGUUCGUCUUUCCUUCCUUCCUUCCUUCCGUUCGUCUUUCCUUCCGUUCGUCUUUCCUUCCUUCCUUCCUUCCGUUGUCCUUCCUUCCUUCCUUCAUUCCUUCCCUUCCUUCCUUCCUUCCUUCGUUCGUCUUUCCUUCCUUCCUUCCUUCCUUUCGUCUUUCCUUCCUUCCUUCCUUCCUUCCUUCCUUCCUGCCUUCCUUCCUUCCUUCCGUUCGUCUUUCCUUCCUUCCUUCCUUCCGUUCGUUUUUCCGUCCUUCCUUCCUUCCUUCUUUCCUUCUUUCCUUCCUUCCUUCCGUUCGUUUUUCCAUCCUUCGUCCCUUCCUUACUUCCUUCCUUCCUGCCUUCCUUCCUGCCUUCCUUCCUUCCUUCUGUUCGUUUUUCCGUCCUUCAUUCUUUCCUUCCUUCUUUCUGUUUGUCCUUCCUUCCUUCCGUUCGUCUUUCCGUCCUUUUUCUAUCUCCGUUUCUUCUCACCUCUCUUCCAUCUUUUAUUCUUCCCUCCCUCCCUCCCUCUUUCCUUCUGUUUCUUUCUGUAUUUUAAUAUUUUACACGAUUACACGCUUCAUCGCUUUCACUUUCCCUUCUACCUUACCAUAA
Acanthosepion pharaonis is the source of this 3030-nucleotide messenger RNA. The record is from the annotation of a GenBank genome assembly. NCBI's taxonomy places the organism in Eukaryota, Metazoa, Mollusca, Cephalopoda, Sepiida, Sepiidae.